CCUGAAAAGGCGGUUCUUCGUGCUGCUUCUGGCGCCCGCACCAAGAUCCGGGGCUCUGUGUCAGUAGGCUGCAAGCGCCAGAUCCACUGCUGCACCGUCUGGCCAACCCCGCCACUAGCGCCAUUCGCAACCUUUUUGGCCAUCUUGCCAUUUUGCCCCGGCGCGCCACAAUCGAACCCUCCAGCACCAACCGAAACAAGACAUCAUCACCAACUGCAAAGUACCGUUUGUUUUUGUUUUAAUCGUGCAUAGCGGCAACUAAGGGCGUACAAAGUGGGAUUCUGUUUCUUCUUCCGGUCAAUUUGCUUUCCAUUGAUCACCACUGGGCCGUCUGACGAUGCCUUCUGCCGACAGCUUGCCGGUGAACAGCCGUGAGGCUGCCGUCGAGAUCUUGACAGAUUCUCUAGAAAAGCCGUCCUUGGAUACACGGGAGUACCGUGUUAUUCGCCUUCCAAAUGGUCUCGAGGCUAUGCUGGUCCACGAUGGCGAGACCGACAAAGCCAGUGCUGCUCUUGAUGUCCAUGUCGGCAACUUCAGCGACGAGGAGAGCAUGCCUGGAAUGGCCCACGCCGUCGAACACCUGCUUUUCAUGGGUACCAAGAAAUAUCCCAUCGAGAACGAGUACGGCCAGUACCUGUCAGCCAAUUCCGGCUACUCCAACGCCUACACCGCUGGUACCUCAACCAACUACUACUUCGAGGUUGCCGCCAAACCCGCCAACGAUGGCGAGGCUUCCGACUCAAAUCCUUCCCCUCUGAGAGGCGCGCUCGACCGAUUCGCACAAUUCUUUAUCGAACCGUUGUUCCUGUCAAGCACGCUGGACAGAGAGCUGAAGGCGGUCGACUCGGAAAACAAGAAGAACCUGCAGAAUGACACCUGGCGCCUGUAUCAGCUCGACAAGUCGUUGUCUAACCCUAAUCAUCCGUAUUGCCAUUUUUCUACUGGCAAUUUUGAAGUGCUCAAGACAAUUCCCGAAGCGCAGGGCAUCAAUGUUCGCGACAAGUUUAUGGAGUUUCACGACAAGCACUACUCUGCAAAUAUCAUGAAGCUCGUCGUCUUGGGACGCGAGUCUCUUGAUGUACUGCAAAAAUGGGUCAUCGAAUUCUUCUCCAACGUUGUCAACAAGAACCUUGCCCAGAACAGAUGGGAAGAUGAGCCUCCCUUCAGAAAGAGCGAGCUUGGCCUUCAGUGGUUCGCCAAGCCCGUCAUGGACUCACGGGAGCUAAAUCUAGUGUUUCCCUGCUUAAAUGAGGAGCAAAUGUUUACUGGUCCCCCUAGUAGAUACGUUGCUCAUCUCGUCGGCCACGAGGGCCCUGGCGGUAUCAUGGCUUACAUCAAGGGCAAGGGAUGGGCUAACGGACUGUCCGCUGGUGGUUACGAUGUCUGCCCAGGCUCACCCUCUAUGUUCGAUAUUUCUGUCCGCCUUACCGAGGAGGGUCUUAACCACUACAAGGAAAUUGUCAAGAUUUUCUUUCAAUACAUCUCGCUGUUGCGCGAGUCUGCUCCGGAAGAAUGGAUUUUCGAGGAGCAAAAGGGUAUGGCGGAUGUCGACUUUAAAUACAAGCAAAAGACCCCAGCUAGCCGAUUCACUAGCAAGACCAGCUCCAUCAUGCAGAAGCCGCUACCUCGCGAGUGGUUGUUGAGUGGAAGCAGCCGGUUAAGAAAGUUUGAGCCUGCGUGGAUUAACGAAACACUCAAGCUCUUUGAGCCAGAAAACCUGCGCAUGAGCAUUGUAUCAAGAAGCUUCCCAGGCACAUGGGAAAAGAAGGAGAAGUGGUAUGGCACAGAGUACACUGCUGAAAAGAUCCCAGCAGACUUUAUGGCGGAGUUGAAGGCAGCAGUCAACGUUACGAAAGCUAACCGCCUCCCCGAGCUUCAUUUGCCUCACAAGAACAGCUUCAUCCCUUCUAAGCUAGAAGUAGAGAAGAAGGAGGUGGCCACUCCCGCCUUUGCACCCCGUCUGCUGCGUAAUGAUGCCGACUGUCGUAUUUGGUUCAAAAAGGACGAUACCUUCUGGGUCCCCAAGGCCAAUUUGAUUGUCAGCCUUCGAACACCCAUCACCCAUGCCACCGCCGAAAACAGUAUCAAGAGCCGUCUAUUCACCGAGCUGGUUCGCGACGCUCUUGAAGAGUACUCCUACGAUGCGGAACUUGCUGGUCUCCAGUAUACUGUUUCUGAUGACGCGCGUGGCCUCUUCCUGGAAAUCUCAGGCUACAAUGAUAAGCUGCCUGUGUUGCUGGAGAGAGUCGCUACAACUAUGCGAGACCUUGACAUCAAGGAUAACAGAUUUGACAUUGUCCGCGAGCGGUUGAUCCGCGAGUACGAAAACUGGCAGCUUCGGUCAGCCUACCAGCAAGUUGGAGACUGCAUCUGGUGGCUCAACGCCGAAAAGGAGUUCACUAUUGAAGAACUUGCGGAAGAGCUGCGAGGUGUUACUUCGGACCACGUCCGCCAGUUCCAAAAGCAAGCUCUCUCGCAACUUCAUUUCGAGGUCUACGUCCAUGGCAACAUGUACAGAGCCGAUGCUAUCCAUGUUAGCGAUAUGAUUGCGUCUAUCCUCAAGGCUCGCAGCCUCCCUCAGACCCAAUGGCCUAUUGCCCGCUCGCUGAUUCUCCCCGCAGGUUCCAACUUUGUGUACAAGAAGGAACUUAAAGACCCAGCCAACAUCAACCACUGCAUUGAGACUUGGUUCUACGUGGGUGACCGCGGCGACCGCAAUGCCCGCGCCAAGACUCUCCUGAUCGACCAGAUGGUCCAUGAGCCGGCAUUUGACCAGCUCCGAACAAAGGAACAACUCGGCUACAUUGUAUUUACUGGCGUACGAAGCUUUGCCACAACAUGUGGAUACCGUUUCCUGAUUCAGAGUGAACGAACCCCAGACUACCUGGACAAGCGUGUGGAAGCAUUCAUUGUGCAGUUUGGCAAGAUCCUAGACGACAUGAGCGACAGCGACUUUGAGGGCCACAAGCGAAGCUUGAUCAACAAGCGCCUAGAGAAGCCCAAGAACCUCGACCAAGAGACAGCCCGCCAAUGGGGCCAAAUCAGCAGCGAGUACUUUGACUUUGAGCAGCACCAACUCGAUGCAGAGCUCAUCAAGACUCUUACCAAGGAGCAGAUGCAGGAAUUCUACAACCACUACCUGCACCCGUCGUCCAAGGCCCGCGCCCGUCUUUCAAUUCACUUGCACGCACGAGGCGCCGAGGAGCGCAACACGAAGACGGUUGAAGCCCUUACAAAGGCCGGCUUUGCCGAUGUGCCCGAGGAGCAGCGCCAGAGCCUCGACGAGCUAGAGGCAUACCUUAAGGAGACAGGAAAGGCCUCUGCCACAGAUAUCGAGGAGCUGGUCAGCCAGAUUAAGGAACUUGGCCUAUCCCAAAAGCCGCUGCCCGUGGAACCCAACACUGCCGUCAACGGUGCCUGCGCCAUCAAUGCGGCUGUUGAGAUUACAGAUGUCCGCAGCUUCAAGGCUGGUCUGGCAGCCAGCUCAGGGCCACGCCCGUACGCGGACAUUAGCUCGUUUGAAGAGACGGACCCGAAACUAUAAACUGAUGUGUUAUGAUGGAUGAAGGACUUUUUGUGUUUAAACGGUAAUGCUGCAAGACUACGUAGAUGUUGGAAAUGCAAAUUUCAAGUUUAGAUCCGGAGAAGGAGAGAAGAGGACACUGGCUGAGGCUGUUUUCAGCAUUCUAGAUAGUGUACAGUACAGAUGUUAGAAAUGAUAUGAUUAUUUGAUAAGACUCU
Messenger RNA from [Torrubiella] hemipterigena, 3741 nucleotides. Lineage: Eukaryota; Fungi; Ascomycota; Sordariomycetes; Hypocreales; Clavicipitaceae. The record is from the annotation of a GenBank genome assembly.